CUCGUUUUGAUGGUAUGCUUUGUAUUCUAUGUGAGUCAUUAACAUCAGUGGCACACAUUUUAGUGUGAUGCACAUGCUUCCACAUUAUCCUAUAGAUCGUGAACAACGUAUUAGUAUCUUAACAUCAAAAGCUUGGGUAGUUGUGUCUAUACUACUAGAUUGAAUCUUUAACACGUCUUGCGAAUGGACAUGUGACUUCUUGGAGCUAAGAAACGAUGGUGACAGUAUCUGGUCCUAAGAAGGCAAAAAAGGCGGUCCGUACUGCGUCUCAGCCUCUAGAGAAAGGGAAGGUCGAUGAUGCUGUAAAAACAAGUAUGAAGAACAAGACGAAGCAGCGCAAAGACCCGGCGAAGCAGCAGGACGCUGGGAAAAAGAAUGAAAAUGAUGGGAAAACAAAGGCGACGCAAGACGACGGCAUCACGAGUACGACCAAGAAGUGCAUCUUGUUUGCAGGAAAUUUGCCUUUCGAUUGCACACCGGAAAGUUUGAAGUCGCUGCUUCGCCGCUGCGAGCCAACGUCGAUUCGGCUCUUGACUAAUGCAAAGACGGGGGAUCCACGAGGCUGUGGAUUUCUGGAGUUCGGGGACGGAGCAGCGCUGCAGAAGGCUCUGAAGUACCACAACCACGCGAUUGGCGGGCGAAAAAUCCGUUUGGAGUUGCCGGCCGUCGGAAGCAACAAGGAGAAACGAGCACAGUCGACAAAGGAGAGGCACGAUGACCUGGCGAAACGACGGCGUGGAGAGUUCGAGAAAAGGUGCUCAGAACCUCCUACAGCAGGAGAGGGCACCCCAGCAAAGAAGCGACCGAAGAAGAACAAGCCCAGCAUAGUUGUCGACACGACUUCUCGUAAGAAGGCAGGUUCAGCCGCUCCUGCUGUGGAGAUUCAGACGUACGACCACCCCGAGGAGCAGCUGCACCAGAUGAAAGAAAAAUUUCGAUUGAACGGCGACGGCGUCUACUACCUGCGACGGAAUAAAUCGUGGCUCCUGGAGAGCAUCGACAAAUUCUGCCGGAUCCCGGAUAAAAGCAUCAAGGAUCCCACUGGGUGGAUGAUCAAAUUUGGUAAUCAGUUGAAGCGGGAGCGCGACCACCUUCCCCGCCUCCAUCCGAAAUUUGGCGACGAAGCGGAGGACGCCACAUCGGUAGCGGACGGCCGUGCUGAGACGAAGCUUGCGACACGGCAAGAGAACACGGCGACGACCGGUAAGGCCAUGGGCGAGCAACGGGACUACCGCAUCGAGGACGUGCGAUUUUCCGAAGACAUUGAGCUGCCAGCAGUUGCAGACGCUGAUUGUGUGCUCGCAGCAGGCAUCUUGUCCGAUGAGGAAGAAGAUGCGCCUCUGUUAAGCGGUUUUGCAACCACGCUAGCUCAUGACGGAGAACCUGAAAAAAGCCGGUUGCUGGCGUCAUGCACGUUGAACAAUGUCGCGCAAGCUACCCAGGAAUGCGUUCUGAGAAGCACGGAAAACAACGCCAGCGCAGCGAGCACACUAUGCUUCGUGGAGUCAGGAGCUGAAGGGACUGCGCAGACGAACGUUGCCAAGAAAAAAGGAUUUGAAACGGUGUUAGACCGCAUCGCUAGGGCCAACAAGAAGCAGAGUCGAACACAAGGAGCCCCCGAUCGAAAGGCUCAGACCAGGAAAGGAAGCUGCGUCGUAUCGAAAAAAAAAUACUAAAAAGAGAGCGACACCUUGGAAACGCUGACUCAUAGUAAAGGCCAUCGGAAAAGUUCCACAGAACGAUGCGUCGCAGGUGCUAGACGAUAGUUUUUAAGCUCUCAUGGUCCUUUGCUUGUCGAGUUGCCCUCUCUCUUACUCUCUUUUGCAAUGAAAAAUGCAAGAUGCAACCUGAAGAUAGAUUGAAAAGCUUUGG
Messenger RNA from Amoebophrya sp. A25, 1872 nucleotides. The record is from the annotation of a GenBank genome assembly. Lineage: Eukaryota; Dinophyceae; Syndiniales; Amoebophryaceae.